Effrenium voratum is the source of this 1581-nucleotide messenger RNA. Lineage: Eukaryota; Dinophyceae; Suessiales; Symbiodiniaceae. The record is from the annotation of a GenBank genome assembly.
UGGCUAAUGAGCUCUACUUGGUGUACAUCCAGGCAAACAGGGGCGGAAUGGACUCGUGAACGCUGAACAAGCUUAGUUAGCAUUUUGCGCCGCCCUCGCAUUGGGGCGGAGAUGCAUUCAGCUGCUUUGGGGUGGCUGGCACGGCUGAUGUUCGUGGUAUCUUCAUGGAAGGCCACAUCUACUCUCACCGGAGAUGGAAGCCCUCGUGAAAGUUGUCCAGUUGCAAAGCUGUGUCGCGAUGCGAUCGGGAUCUUCUCAGCAACCCUUGCCUGGGGGACAUCAGACAGCAGAGUGCAGACUUUUCACAUGACGAGCUUGGUUUGUGUGGGUUUCUAUGCAUUCCUUUUGCCAUGGGCAAGGCCUGCCUGGCUGGAGAAUAACAUCUCAGCUGAAGCUGCAAGGGUAGGCAACAGCCUGGAAAAGCAGAGGUAUAUUUUUCAGGUCGCGGUCACGGUGCUGUCUCUGCUAAACUUUGGGUGUUUAGCCAUGCUGGUGCUCGCUUCCCGGGCGAUGAGGAGCUUCACAAUUUCGAGGCUCACAGAGCAGCGCGUGGCGAACGAAAAGUUCCGGGGGCAGUUUCUCAGGGUGCUUCGCACCAGUUACAGCGUUUCUGUGCUGCUACUACUUUUGGUGAUGCUGAUCUAUGCAGUGCUCAGCCGCUUAUCCCGGCUGCCUCAUCCAGGUGCUUUUGUUUUGGGCUGGAGCCCCGCAUUUUUCUCUGCCUGGGCUUUGCUGCAGCUGGUCACAUGCAUUCGCCUCUUGGCGGCGCUUGCAAUGAAUGAAGUGGAGUGCUACUACCAGGAGCUGGAAUCCACCGGUAGCGGCUGCAUUGAGGCACAAGACUUCGUUGCACAGGUGCAGCCGGGACAUUGGCUGCGUUUGCUGCGAGAGCAUCAAGACUUACUGCGGGAUUUGAAGGCAGUAUCAUCCUCAAUCUCUGCGACUGUAUUGGUGUUCCAAAAUGUUGUUGCAGGAUCUAGCCUUUUGCUCCUGUGGGUCGCCCGGGCCUACCAGAAGGACCCUGCGCCAUCCACUGGCUAUGUUGUUUUGGCUUUUACUCUCAUAUGCUCUGGCAUAUUUGCAAUGGUUCCUCUUGCUUACAUCACUGACCUAUGCCAGUCGCGCAGACUCGGCAGGCGUUCCUUGUUGACACUGGCUGACAAGUUUAGCGGAUGGCCUAUGUCCAUGGAGGUGCACGCUGAGUACAUGCGGUUCAUGCAGCACUUAAACACCGCAGAAGCCGGGAUCUACCUUCCAAACAUGGGGAUGGUAACGCGAGCGUCCUUGACGAAUCAGAUCAUGUUUUACGUCAAGGUGCUGCCCUUAGCUCUGGCAAUUACUCUUGGCUGGUGGCGCCGGGGAUGAGUAACAGAGCAGGUCCAGCAAUUCACGGUAAAAUCGUCAAUUGCCAGACAGCCUCGGAGGUCUAAAAAUUAUGACCUUGUUGUGAGCGCAUGUUUUUCAAGUGUAGAGUGGCUCAAAGUGAGCCACGGGGUAGGGUCUUGAGUUUCAUGGGUCACAUGGGACACAUGUGGUGCAGGAAGUGAGGUCAAGAGUACCUAGAGUGCCCAGUUGGAAACA